Arabis nemorensis is the source of this 3708-nucleotide messenger RNA. The record is from the annotation of a GenBank genome assembly. NCBI's taxonomy places the organism in Eukaryota, Viridiplantae, Streptophyta, Magnoliopsida, Brassicales, Brassicaceae.
AUGCUUAAUCUUCUCUCCUUCACUAUCUCUACUCGGCUUCGUGCUCUUAACAAGGUUACUUAUCUCUCAUGUCGUUACUCUUUCGCGUUUUUCUCUACUAUCUCGUCCACUUCGUCUUCUUCUUCCUUGGGAAAUGAUUCAACUUUCCCAAGAAAUUAUGAAGCCUUCUCGCUACUCCACGUUGGUAAAUUGGAUCGGAUUUCGUUGUCUCUUGGUUGGACAGAGAAGGAGAGCCGUGGCUUUGAGGGAUCUUCUCUGAAAGACUUGCUUUUGGAAUUGUCCGAUGUGGUUCCCAAUAUUACCCGUAGAUUCAGAAGAUUUCCUGGAUUGAAACCCGAUAAUGUGCUUGAAUUGUUACUGGGUUUUGAAUCUGAGCUUCAGAGAGGUGGAAUUGAUAGUAGAAAGGUUCGAGCUUUAUGGGAGGUUUUCAGGUGGGCUAGUGGGCAAUACAAAGGGUUUAAGCAUUUUCCUCAGGCUUGUGAGAUUAUGGCAUCGAUGCUUAUUAGGGAGGGAAUGGCUAAGGAAGUUGAAUCGUUGCUUAUGGAAAUGGAAAGCAAUGGAGUUAACUUGCAUAAUGAGGGAAUUUUCUGUGAGUUGAUUGAAAAAUAUGGCGAUGGUUUCGAUUCCAGGAAGGCGGUUUUGCUGUUCGAUUGGAUGAGGGGUAAGGGUUCAGUCCCCUUAACAUCAUGUUACCAGGCUCUAAUUGAUCAUUUGGUUAGAGUUCACAGAACGGAAUCAGCAUAUAGAAUUUGUUUGGAUUGGGUGGAGACAACAGAUGAAUCAAACAAUGUGAACGUAGAUAAAAUCGGGAAAGUUAUCGAGUUGCUUUGCUUGGACCAGAGGGUUCAGGAGGCUAGAGUCCUGGCGAGAAAGCUUGUUGCUUUAGGUUGUAACCUGAAUAGCUCAAUAUAUAGUAAGAUUGCUUUAGGAUACUGCGAGAAGCAGGACUUUGAGGAUUUGUUGAGUUUCAUUGGGGAAGUUAAAUAUGAACCUGAUGUUUUUGUUGGCAAUAGGAUUGUGCAUUCUCUCUGCAGGAGGUUUGGCUCAGAGAGAGCGUAUGUAUAUAUGAAGGAGCUUGAACACUUGGGUUUUAAACCCGAUGAAGCCACCUUUGGUAUCUUGAUUGGUUGGUGUUGUCAUGAAGGAGAUGUCAAAACAGCAUUUCUGUAUUUAUCCGAGAUUACGUCAAAGGGUUUAAAACCUGAUGUGUAUAGUUAUGAUGCUAUCUUAAGUGGGCUUUUUAGAAAAGGAUUGUGGCAACACACCCGUUGUAUUUUGGAUGAGAUGAAGGAAAAUGGAGUGUUCUUCAGCUUGUCUACGUUUAAGAUAAUGGUAACUGGAUACUGUAAAGCUAGACAAUUUGAAGAGGCUAAGAAGAUUGUUAACGAGAUGAUUGGUCUUGGGUUAAUUGAAACAUCUAAAGUUGAAGAUCCGCUUUCGGAAGCUUUUAGAUUAGUAGGAUUUGAUCCGUUAGCUGUUAGAUUGAAAAGAGACAACAAUUCUGGAUCCUCCAAGGCAGAGUUCUUCGAUGAUCUUGGGAAUGGGCUAUACUUGGACACUGAGUUGGAGGCUUACGAGCAGAGGGUGAAUAUGGUACUAGACAGGUCCGUGCUACCGGAAUUUAAUUUACUAAUCAUUAGAGCAUGUAAGGACAGCGAUUUACAAAGAGCUUUGGGGCUUCUUGAUGAAAUGGCUCGAUGGGGCCAAAAACUAUCGCGUCAGGGUUUUUCUGUUUUAUUGAAGAGUCUCUGCACAUCGCGUUCCCAUGUCAGAAUAAGUGUUAGCCUAUUGGGAAAAUGGCCAAAGCUGGCUAAUCAGUUAGAUGGAGAAACCCUUAACUUUCUUGUCCAAGAAUAUUGCAAGAAGGGAUUCAGUUGUCAAAGCAAACUCAUUUUCCAUAGAAUGGUCCAGAUGCACCUUCCUAUCGAUAACACAACUUACUCAUCUUUGAUAAGUUGUUUCUGUAAGAAAGAAACACUCAAUGAUCUCCUAAAUAUGUGGGACACUGCCCAAAAUGUUAACUGGUUACCUGAUUUGAAAAGUUGCGGAGAUCUAUGGGAAUGUCUUGUCCGGAAAGGACUGGUGGGGGAAGCGGUUAAACUCUUUGAGCGUAUAUUGGUUUCUUAUCCUCUAUCACAGUCAGAAGCGUGUAGGACUUUUGUUGAGAAGUUCACAGUUCUUGGGUUUUCUCGUAUCGCUCAUUCUGUUAUUAAUGGACUUGAAGGAGAGGGUUACAUCGUGGAACAAGAGGUGUACAAUCAUCUUAUCACAGGACUCUGUAAGGAUAAGAAUGUUUCAGCUGCAUUUGCGAUACUCAACGAAAUGCCAGGCAAGAAUUACCUUCCGAACUUGGAAAGUUGUUUGAUGUUAAUUCCUCGGCUUUGUGCAGCUAACAAAACAGAAAAGGCAUUUGCUGUAGCAGAGCAAUCUGAUUCAUCUUCUGUCUACUAUGCUUUGAUAGAAGGCCUAUGCUUAGCUGGGAUGAUGGUGGACGCUGAAAAUCAGUUACGGUUAGUGUUAUCAAGCGGGUUUGUAUCUGAUAACGAUAUCUUCGAUUUGCUGUUUCAUGGUUAUUGUAAAGGUAACAACUUGAGGAAAGUUGAGGAAGUACUGGGAAUCUUGGUGAGGAAGAACAUAAUCUGUUCGUUUACAAGUUAUAGAGAAUAUAUUCGGAAAAUGUGUUUAGAGCGUCAGUUUCUCUCUGCAGUUAGUCUGAAGGAAAUUCUUUUGGUAGGAGAAAGCAAUCCUAGUGGUGUAAUCAUGUAUAAUCUACUGAUUUUCUAUCUGUUUCGGGCUAAGAAUUGCUUAGAGGUUAAUAAAGUCUUGCUCGAAAUGCGGGGAAGGGGAUUGUUGCCUGAUGAAACAACGUUUAAUUUUCUUGUACAUGGUUACUCUUCGUGCGGAGAUCAUUCAAGUUCUCUGCAGGAGAUGUCGGCUAUGAUCUCCGAUGGGAUGAAACCGGACAAUCGAAGCUUAAGAGCGGUUAUAAGCUCUUUGUGUGACAGUGGAGAUGUGAUGAAAGCUCUGGACUUGUUUCAGGUAAUGGAAUCAAAAGGCUGGAUAUUUGGUUCUUCAGUUGCCCAAACCAAAAUCGUUGAAUCCCUAAUUUCAAAAGGCGAUAUAUCAAAAGCUAAAGACUUUCUGAUCCGUGUGACACACAAUGGCAUGCUGGCUCCCAGUUACGGUAAUCUAAUCAAGAAACUAUCUGAACGUGGGAAUCUUGACAUUGCGGUACAUCUCUUGAACACAAUGCUAAAGAACCGAAACAUCCCUGAUUCUACGAGUUAUGAUUCAGUCAUCGAUGGCUUGCUGAGAUGCAAUCAAUUGGAUAAAGCAAUGGACUUUCAUACAGAAAUGGUGGAACUAGGUCUAAGGCCAAGCCUAAGUACAUGGAGUGGUCUUGUUCUUAAGCAUUGCGCGACAUGUCAAGUUGUGGAAUCAGAAAGACUAAUCAAAUCAAUGGUUGGGUUAGGCGAAACACCGACUCAAGAGAUGUUCAAGAGUGUGGUUGAUCGGUUUCGAGUAGAGAACAAUACAGUGAAAGCUUCAGAGAUGAUGGAAAUGAUGCAAAAGUGUGGCUAUGAAAUUGAUUUUGAGACUCAUUGGUCUCUGAUUAGUAACAUGAGCUCUUGUAAAGAAAAGAAGACAAAUGGUAAAGGAUUCUUAUCUAGGCUUCUCUCUGGAAAUGGGUUUGCUUGGAAGAGAUGA